Messenger RNA from Epithele typhae, 588 nucleotides. RefSeq lists its product as uncharacterized. Gene Ontology annotation, molecular function: protein-membrane adaptor activity. Gene Ontology annotation, cellular component: meiotic nuclear membrane microtubule tethering complex; nuclear envelope. The record is from RefSeq and is a predicted model, not a curated record. The transcript has a single exon. Gene Ontology annotation, biological process: nuclear envelope organization. NCBI's taxonomy places the organism in Eukaryota, Fungi, Basidiomycota, Agaricomycetes, Polyporales, Epitheliaceae. The annotation marks the transcript as partial.
UGCGAGCAAGAUAAUGGCGAUGUUGUACAACGGGUUCUGCAACGUGUCUCCCGACCCUCUGUCCUCAUGCGCGACUUCGCGCUUGGGGUGGAUGGAGGGAUGAUAUACCCGACCUUCACCUUGGUCGACACUGGAGCCGCCCCUCUCCUAGGUCCGGACGCCAUCCUCGAGGAGGAUACCAGGAUAGGGCAAUGCUGGCGGACUACUGUACCCUGCCAAGUAGGUAUCUCUACGCCUGUCCUGAUCUACCCUUCGAACAUUACUAUCGAUCAUAUCCCCCGAGAAAUUGCUGCUGAUAUUCGCCGUGCUCCUCGGCAUAUGAUACUCUGGGGCGUAGUAGAUGGAGACAUGAACAAACACCGGCUGCACACAUUAUCUCCAUCUCUGACAUCUCCUCGCAUACUAUCCGGACAUUCUCUCAUCGCACUUGUGGAGUUUGAGUACGAUAUACAUGACAGUGCCCCGAUUCAAACAUUCCCGGUUUUUGAUUAUAUCGCGCUCUCUGGGAUGGACUUCGGUAUCUUCCUCCUAGAUAUCACGGACAACUGGGGUGCGUCAGACACAUGUAUAUAUCGUGUUAGGAUUCAC